AAGUCCCCAUUCUAAGAUGUCCUUGGAAAAAAUGAAAGACCUCCACCUUGAUGAACAGAACCUGCAGCCAGAAACCAGGGAAGUGAAUGGGAUUCUCAUGUCCAAGAUGAUGAGUGAAAACUGGGACAAAAUCUGGAACUUCCAAGCAAAGCCUGAUGAUCUCCUCAUUGCAACCUAUGCAAAAGCAGGUACCACCUGGACACAGGAAAUUGUGGACAUGAUCCAAAAUGAUGGGGAUGUUCAAAAGUGCCAGCGGGCCAACACCUAUGACCGACACCCUUUCAUUGAGUGGACUUUACCUCCACCCCUCAACUCAGGUCUAGAUCUGGCUAACAAAAUGCCUUCACCUAGAACUCUGAAGACUCAUCUGCCUGUUCAGAUGCUUCCACCUUCCUUCUGGAAAGAAAACUCAAAGAUUAUCUAUGUGGCCAGAAAUGCCAAGGACUGCCUGGUAUCUUACUACUAUUUCUCAAGAAUGAAUAAAAUGCUGCCUGACCCUGGUACCCUGGGAGAAUACAUUGAAACGUUCAAAGCUGGAAAAGUGCUGUGGGGCUCCUGGUAUGACCAUGUAAAGGGCUGGUGGGAUGUGAAAGACCAACACCGUAUUCUCUACCUCUUCUAUGAAGACAUGAAAGAGGACCCUAAAAGGGAAAUUGUGAAGAUAGUAAAAUUCCUGGAAAAGGACAUAUCAGAGGAAGUUCUAGAUAAAAUCAUCUAUCACACAUCCUUUGAUGUAAUGAAGCAGAACCCAAUGGCCAACUACACCACUCUACCCUCCAGUAUCAUGGAUCACUCUAUAUCUCCUUUCAUGAGAAAAGGGAUGCCUGGAGACUGGAAGAACUACUUUACUGUGGCACAAAGUGAGGAUUUUGAUGAAGACUACCGGAAGAAGAUGGCAGGGAGCACUCUUACCUUCCGCACAGAGAUCUGAGAACAGUAGGGUAGAGGGGAGCCCUAGAUUUCCUGACUAUAUGCUUUAGCCAUUUGGGCCUCCAUUCCUAAGCUGUUGCACAGUUCUGUAUGUCCUAUGAUACUAUUUCAUCAGAAUGUAAUUAGACCUUCUACAGAUUGAU
Molecule: messenger RNA, 1073 nt
Organism: Apodemus sylvaticus (European woodmouse)
Lineage: Eukaryota; Metazoa; Chordata; Mammalia; Rodentia; Muridae
Product: sulfotransferase 1C1
Exons: 7
Coding region: 17-931 (304 amino acids)
Biological process (GO): sulfation
Cellular component (GO): cytoplasm
Molecular function (GO): sulfotransferase activity
Source: RefSeq, a predicted model, not a curated record